Messenger RNA from Styela clava, 2221 nucleotides. RefSeq names its product tRNA (uracil-5-)-methyltransferase homolog A-like. The record is from RefSeq and is a predicted model, not a curated record. Gene Ontology annotation, biological process: RNA processing. Gene Ontology annotation, molecular function: RNA binding; RNA methyltransferase activity. Lineage: Eukaryota; Metazoa; Chordata; Ascidiacea; Stolidobranchia; Styelidae.
ACUCGACAGGGCGCAGUUGUUCCGGACAUUCUUGAGGUUUAUGUUUCAAUUGCGACAAAUGACAUUUCGUGUCAUCGUUAGUGUUAACCUCUGACCUAUGCUGUUAGGCUAUUUUGGGUGAAUCAAAAUGCGCACGGUAUCCUGACUGCACUGUUGUAGCAUUUCAGAGUUCAAGUAUUGAUAGUGCGAAAAUAUGGAUUCGGACCAACCAGUUGCUGCAAAUGGUGGUGGAAAUGAAGAACCAAAUAAUGGAUCAGAACAGUCUGCAGAAUUUGCCUACAUCAAUAGAGACCAAUUUACAUCAGAAGCAUUCAAAAUAGAAAUAGGGAAUAUCCCGAAAUAUUUUGGAUUCGGUGAAUGCAAAAAGUUGUUAAAGAACAAAUUGAAAUUGAAUCCUCAUAAAAUCAAGCAUAUUCCCAAUAUAAGAAAAAUCUAUGUGACUUUUCGAAAUGAAGAAGACAAAAACAAUGCAUUAGAAAAAUUGUCCAAAUAUGAAUACAAACGUUGCAUUUUUGAUGUGAAAAGUGCAAAACCAAAGUCUGAUGCCAUGGCAGUAAAACGUGGCGCUAAUGAUGAUGAUGUAGAAUCUCGUAAUCCAAAAAAAAAUCGAUCUGUGGAAGAUGAUAGUUUGUCAACAUUGACACCAUCUGAAUUGAUUGUGACAAAUACUACAAAAUGGCACGAUGUUCCAUAUGAAGAACAACUAACAAGAAAAUAUUCUGCUAUAAAAGAUUUUCUUUGUAUUUUAAGAAGCAGAUUGGGAAAGCAUAAUCUGGAUAAUGAGGUAUUUGUAUGGAUUAUGAAAAAUAAGGCUGAAUAUAAUGGAAUGUGUUGUCAACUACAUUCAGUGUUGCCUUCUCCUGUUGUAUCUAAAUACAGAAACAAGAGUGAAUUUACUGCUGGAGUGAACACAGCCGGUCAAAAAACUCUUGGAUAUCGUCUGGGAAAAUAUAGAGACCAAACUUGUGCUGUAGAAGAAACUGAUGGCAUUAUGAUUUUACCCGACAAAAUGAAGCAAAUUGCUAAAAAGUUCCAAGAAUUUAUUAGAUCUUCUGAUAAAGAUUGUUAUAACCCUCAGACAUAUGAAGGCCAUUGGAGGCAACUGACUGUAAAAACAACUUUAUCUGGUGAAGCUAUGGCAAUUGUUAUUACAAGCCAGAAGGAUUUAAUUGAAGAAGAAGAGAUAAAAGAAAGAGAUGCAUUAAAAGAGCAUUUCAAAUCUGAACCUGAGAAUCAACUGGUUUCGACACUUCUAUAUCAGUCUAUACCCACACAUAGAGGAUCGGGAGAAGAAAUAAAAGCACCUCAAGUUUUGUUUGGUAGUGGUUUUAUUACGGAAGAUCUACUUGGCUUGAAGUUUCGUAUUUCUCCAGAUGCAUUUUUCCAGUGCAAUACUCCUGCAGCCGAAGUUUUGUAUACAAACAUUGGUAAAAUGCUUCAGCCUGGUUAUGUUCAAGACUACAAAGAGACAUUGGAAGAGAAAGAUCAGAGUGAGCAAGGCAUUGAAGAAGAUCAUAUUGAGGAUUCAGAUAUGAAGAAUAAUGUUAUAUUGUUCGAUGUGUGUUGUGGAACUGGAACUAUCGGAUUAUCACUUGCAUCGAAAGUUAAACACGUUGUUGGGAUUGAGUUAUGUCAACCUGCUGUUGAUGAUGCAAAGAAAAAUGCUGAAAUUAACGAUGUUAAAAAUGUGGAAUUUCAUUGUGGAAAAGCAGAAGAUCUUCUUCCACAAUUAGUUAAAAAGUAUUCAAUCAAUCAUGAAAAUGAAAUUGUUGCAAUAGUUGAUCCCCCUCGCCCAGGAUUACAUACCAAGGUGAUUCAGUGUCUCAGAAAAUGCCCAAUCAUACAGAAAAUAAUUUAUGUUUCUUGCAAUGCCAACUCUGCCAGCAAUAAUUUUAUUGACUUAUGUAGGCCUGCGUCAAAUCGAAUGCCUGGGUUACCAUUCCUACCAUACUGUGCUCAACCAGUAGACUUGUUUCCUCAAACUCCACACUGCGAACUUAUAGUUUAUUUUAAACGGACAAGCGGUAAGCAGAAAUCUGUGGAUGACGAUUCAAAAGCAGAGGAAGCAAAUCUGCCUGAAGUCCUGACAACUAUUGAUGAUUCUUCUGUGGCGUCUUAGUUCCAGCGUAAUCUGGUACCUGUAUCAAUCAAUCAAUCAAGUUUAUUUUUUUCCAACCAGUAAAAAUAAAUAAAUAGCACAGGCACAAAUUACAAGAAAAUA